Molecule: messenger RNA, 1835 nt
Organism: Hyaena hyaena (striped hyena)
Lineage: Eukaryota; Metazoa; Chordata; Mammalia; Carnivora; Hyaenidae
Gene: ACSM3
Product: acyl-CoA synthetase medium chain family member 3
Exons: 13
Coding region: 17-1777 (586 amino acids)
Biological process (GO): fatty acid biosynthetic process; acyl-CoA metabolic process
Cellular component (GO): mitochondrial matrix
Molecular function (GO): fatty-acyl-CoA synthase activity; fatty acid ligase activity
Source: RefSeq, a predicted model, not a curated record
ACAUCCAGCAAGAGAGAUGCUACCUCUUGUCAGUAUGGAGACAUUACUUCGUGCCAAGUGUUUUUGGCGCCUAGCAAUUCCUGGUUCUGUGAGAGAACUGCAUAAAGAUUAUAGAAUAGUGCCUCCUCAGAAUUUUUCCAACUAUGAAUCCAUGAAACGGGAAUUCAAACUGGAGAUUCCAGAGUAUUUCAACUUUGCUAAAGAUGUCCUGGACCAAUGGACCGAUAUGGAAAAGGCUGGAAUGAGACCUUUCAAUCCAGCCUUCUGGUGGAUAAAUGGAAGUGGAGAAGAAGUGAGGUGGAGUUUUGAAGAACUGGGAUCUUUGUCUAGAAAAUUUGCCAAUAUACUUACAGAAGCCUGUGCCCUGCAAAGAGGAGAUCGAGUAAUUGUGAUUCUGCCCAGGAUCCCAGAAUGGUGGCUUGCAAAUGUAGCCUGUAUGCGAACAGGGACAGUUUUAAUUCCAGGAACUACUCAGCUGACCCAGAGAGACAUUCUCUACAGACUACAAUCUUCAAAAGCAAAGUGCAUUAUUACCAAUGAAGUUUUAGCCCCUGCAGUAGAUGCUGUUGCAUCUAAAUGUGAAAAUCUGCACUCCAAGCUAAUUGUAUCUCAGAAACCCAAAGAUGGGUGGGGGAACCUCAAGGAGAUGAUGAAACAUGCCAGUGACAACCACACCUGUGUGAAGACAAAACAUGAUGAGAUGAUGGCCAUUUACUUUACGAGUGGAACAAGCGGAUCUCCAAAAAUGACCGGACACACCCACAGCAGUUUUGGUUUAGGAUUAUCUGUAAAUGGAAGGUUCUGGCUGGAUUUGACACCUUCAGAUGUGAUAUGGAAUACCUCAGACACAGGCUGGGCAAAGUCUGCAUGGAGCAGCAUCUUUUCUCCAUGGACCCAGGGAGCAUGUGUAUUUGCACAUUAUUUGCCACGUUUUGAGCCAACUUCCAUCUUGCAGACACUUUCCAAGUUUCCCAUCACCGUCUUCUGUUCAGCGCCAACUGCAUACCGAAUGCUUAUACAGAAUGAUAUGACCAGCUGUAAGUUCAAAAGCUUAAAGCACUGUGUGAGUGCUGGGGAACCAAUCAAUCCUGAAGUGACUGAACAGUGGAGAAACUGGACAGGUCUGGAUAUCUACGAAGGAUACGGACAGACCGAAACGGUGCUAAUCUGUGGAAAUUUUAAGGGAAUGAAAAUUAAGCCUGGCUCAAUGGGAAAGCCAUCUCCUGCUUUUGAUGUUAAGAUUUUAGACAUAAAUGGCAAUGUCCUACCUCCUGGAGAAGAAGGAGAUAUUGGCAUUCAAGUCCUACCUAACCGACCACUUGGCCUUUUUGCUCAUUACAUAGAUAAUCCUACAAAAACAGCUUCAACCCUACGAGGCAAUUUCUAUAUCACUGGGGACAGGGGCUAUAUGGAUGAAGAUGGAUAUUUCUGGUUUGUUGCAAGAUCAGAUGAUAUCAUAUUAUCCUCUGGCUACAGAAUUGGACCAUUUGAGGUAGAAAGUGCCCUGAUUGAGCAUCCUGCAGUUGCAGAGGCAGCUGUUGUCAGCAGCCCAGAUCCCAUCAGGGGAGAGGUAGUAAAGGCUUUUAUUGUUCUGACCCGGGAUUACAAGUCACAUGAUCGAGAACAACUAAAAAAGGAGAUUCAGGAACAUGUAAAAAAAGUUACAGCACCUUACAAAUAUCCAAGAAAGGUAGAAUUUAUUCAAGAGCUGCCAAAGACUGUCAGUGGGAAGAUAAAAAGAAAUGAACUAAGGAAGAAAGAAUGGGAAACAAUUUAAAUCCACUGUAUUCUUUAUCACAGUAUCUAUAAUACAAAGACUGUAGAAACACAUAAUU